Messenger RNA from Hippopotamus amphibius kiboko, 3131 nucleotides. RefSeq names its product transcription factor AP-2 epsilon (gene TFAP2E). Gene Ontology annotation, molecular function: RNA polymerase II transcription regulatory region sequence-specific DNA binding; DNA-binding transcription factor activity, RNA polymerase II-specific. The transcript has 7 exons. Gene Ontology annotation, cellular component: nucleus. Lineage: Eukaryota; Metazoa; Chordata; Mammalia; Artiodactyla; Hippopotamidae. Gene Ontology annotation, biological process: regulation of cell population proliferation; anatomical structure development; regulation of transcription by RNA polymerase II. Bases 363 to 1874 code for a protein of 503 amino acids. The record is from RefSeq and is a predicted model, not a curated record.
AAAGCGGCCCUAGCGUGUCUCUUUAAUGCGCGCCCCCGGAGGCCCGGCGCGCCCCCGCCACUAUAACUCGAGUGCAUGGAGCAAGCCGCGUUCAGAGGAAGAAGGGCGGGCGCUGGGCACCCGUGGACCUACUUUUCCAAGUGCGAUCGGCGCCCGUCCGGCCCACAUCCCGCCCCCACGGACCCGCUCGCGGGCGCCCGCUGCUGAGGACCCGAUGCCUGCUGGGCUCGGGGCUGGGUUACACGCCGCCGCCGCCAAGUGACCCCCCGCGGGCCGUGCAGGCUCCCCGCACCUCUUCCCGCAGCGCUCGCCGUCGGGCGAGGGCGCCGCCGCCACGCCUCGCGCCCCUCGCUGCCCGGCCCAUGCUGGUGCACACUUACUCCGCCAUGGAGCGCCCCGACGGGCUGGGCGCAGCGGCCGGCGGGGCCCGCCUGUCGUCUCUGCCCCAGGCGGCCUACGGGCCGGCGCCGCCGCUCUGCCACACGCCGACCGCCGCCGCCGCCGACUUCCAGCCGCCCUACUUCCCGCCGCCCUACCCGCAGCCGCCACUGCCCUACGGCCAGGCCCCCGACGCCGCAGCCGCCUUUCCCCACCUGGCCGGGGACCCGUACGGUGGCCUGGCGCCCCUGGCACAGUCGCAGCCUCCGCAGGCUGCCUGGGCCGCGCCCCGCGCCGCCGCCCGCGCCCACGACGAGCCGCCGGGGCUGCUGGCGCCGCCCGCCCGCGCCCUGGGCCUGGACCCGCGCCGCGACUACGCCGCUGCUGUGCCGCGGCUCCUGCACUGCUUGUCCGACGGCGCGCACGGCCUGGCCGACGCGCCCCUCGGCCUUCCCGGGCUGGCGGCGCCGCCGGGCCUGGAGGACCUGCAGGCCAUGGACGAGCCGGGAAUGAGCCUCCUGGACCAGUCCGUGAUCAAGAAAGGUAAGAAAUGGCGUGCAUCUGCCAGGGCAGAGCAGGGCGAGAUGGUGCAGGCCCUGGCACACAAAUCCAGUUUCUUCCCUGUGGUGGGUCCCUUCUGUGCAUCGCGGAGCUCGGUGGCCACCGGUCACUCUUUCCAGCCCAGUCGAGGGACUGCGGAGACCAGAGUUUGGGCAGCUGCAGUGGUUGUCCCCAUCCCCUCCAAAGCCAGCAGCCUUGCGGCCCUCUCAUUGGCCAAAGACGGCUUGGUUGGCGGCAUCACGAACCCCAGUGAGGUCUUCUGCUCCGUACCAGGCCGGCUCUCUCUGCUCAGCUCCACGUCCAAGUACAAGGUGACAGUGGGGGAGGUCCAGCGGCGACUCUCACCUCCCGAGUGCCUCAAUGCCUCUCUCCUGGGUGGUGUCCUCCGCAGGGCCAAGUCCAAGAAUGGGGGCCGGUGCCUGCGGGAACGGCUGGAGAAGAUUGGGCUCAACUUGCCAGCUGGUCGUCGCAAGGCUGCCAAUGUGACACUGCUGACUUCGCUAGUAGAGGGAGAGGCUGUACACCUGGCGAGAGACUUUGGCUAUGUCUGUGAGACCGAGUUCCCAGCCAAGGCAGCUGCUGAGUACCUGUGCCGCCAGCAUGCUGCCCCUGGGGAGCUGCACAGCCGCAAGAGCAUGCUGCUGGCCGCCAAGCAGAUCUGCAAGGAGUUUGCAGACUUGAUGGCACAGGACCGUUCACCGCUGGGCAACAGCCGCCCAGCACUCAUCCUGGAGCCCGGUGUGCAGAGCUGCCUGACGCACUUCAGCCUCAUCACCCAUGGCUUUGGUGGGCCCGCUAUCUGUGCUGCCCUCACUGCCUUCCAGAACUACUUGCUGGAGUCACUCAAGGGGCUGGACAAGAUGUUUCUAAGCAGCACGGGCAGUGGGCAUGGGGACACCAAGACUUCAGAGAAGGAUGCCAAACAUCGGAAGUAACUGGUUCCUCCACCCCAUCCCUAAAGGGCUCCCAAGGUCUGAAAUGAGGUCUUUGCUCUUGGGGGUGGGCCUGAAAGAAUUAAAAGGUGGGGUUGGAGUCAGGCAAGAAAGAGAACAUUCCUCCAGAAACCCAUGAGUUAGGGGUCUGGGUUGGAGUAAGGGGAGGUGGCCUCUGUGGUGAUUUGUUGAUAAGGGCCCAGGUGUCUGCCUCAUGUGUGCAAUUUUCUGACCCUUGACUGCUGAGAAGGGCUUGGACAGGAAAUUGGCAUGGAAAAGCCUGGUUCUUGGGGCCAGCACUGCCUAUUAGGGUGCCUGGGCAGUGACGGGUGCUGCUAGAGGCCAAGGCCUUGCUGUUUUUACUGACAGCAGGAGAGGUAUUAACAAACUAGAGGUGCUACUGAGGAGCUGGUAUCCUUCCUCCCAGAAGCUCCUACCCCAGAAAAAGGGUGCUGGCAGGAGGCACCAGUGGGCUCUUUGGACCUCUGCCACUCUUGGAAAGAAGUGGGCAAGAGGGGCCCUCAAGGAACAGAGAAGAUAAAGCACAAAUUGGAUAACUUGAAUCCAGGCUGCACUUCAGUCCUGUUGCUGUCUGUCCUUUUUUUUUUUUUUUUUUUUUAAUUUAUUUAUUUUGUAUUGGUUGUGUUGGGUCUUUGUUGCUGCACACAGGCUUUCUCUAGUUGCAGAGAGCGGGGGCUACUCUUCAUUGUGGUGCAUGGGCUCAUUGUGGUGGCUUCUCUUUUUGCAGAGCACAGGCUUUAGGUGCAUGGGCUUCAGUAGUUGUGGCACAUGGGCUCAAUAGUUGUGGCUCACGGGCUCUAGAGCAUAGGCUCAAUAGUUGUGGCACACAGGCUUAGUUGCUCCGUGGCAUGUGGUAUAUUCCUGGGGCAGGGAUUGAACCCGUGUCCCCUGCAUUGGCAGGCAGAUUCUUAACCACUGUGCCACCUAGGAAGUCCCAUGUCCUAUUUAUUUAUGUUGUAAUUAAAGUUUUAAAAUGUCCAGUGCAACUUAUGUAUUCCAAUCAGUUGAGGACUCUUGUUCCACUGUUUUCUGCUCACGCACCAAGAUGUCCAGCUGGACCAGGAUGGAGGGUGUUUUUGCUCACAAAGGGCUGUGGGUGGGCCGGGAGGGAAGAAAGAUGUCAGGGACCCUGAGGUUGUUGCUGGGAUUUUGUAUUUGCUGUUGUUUCUCUUGACCCUGCAGUUAAUGUACCUCCCCAACUCUCAGAUUGCUUUCUCAUUCUCUUAAUAAAACCUUUUC